This is a messenger RNA of Ectocarpus sp. CCAP 1310/34, 886 nucleotides long. NCBI's taxonomy places the organism in Eukaryota, Phaeophyceae, Ectocarpales, Ectocarpaceae. The record is from the annotation of a GenBank genome assembly.
ACGAAAGACGUCGGUUCUGCGGGUUUCAGCGCGCUUUCACGACAGUGAUUCCCAACUCAGCGGGCACAAUCGGGACCGCGCGAAAUGAGUCAUUCCGUUCGCUAGGCCACCAGGUGCCACCGUGCGAAGGCGCGAGUCUCGCCGUGCGUCUGGGCGCGCGCUAUGAGGGCGCGAAGUUAACGUCCUGUUUUCAGAGGGGGUCGAAUCGCCCCGCUGCGCUGUCUUUCCUUCUCCCGCCGACCGACCGACUCAACCCUCCUGCUACCCCCUGCCCUCGCGCUCUCUAUCCCAUGCUAAGCUAGCACCGUCUUGUGUGGUUUGCGCUACGGGCCCCCCGGCGGUCGCCUCCGGGACCUGUAGUGCAAGAAGAGGGUGGGGCCUGACCCCGUUGCCUCCCAAAUAUACUUCUGGACCGCGCCUAUCGAUGGACAAGACGAUACCGCGGGUGUUAUGUUCGUGGCGAGCGCAAGCGUGGCGAGCGCAAAAAACGGAAAGCACAGGAGGGGAGUGGACGGGUGUGGCUCCAGCACUCGCUCGCCACAGAGCACCUCCACCAAAUCUUCCGGCGUCUCUCGGGAAGGACGCAUCAUCACCCCUCCAGCUGCAUCGCCGCCGCCGCCGCCGCCGUUGCCGUUGCCGCCCGUGGUGCCGUCGGUGCCAUCUCCUCCCUCCGGGUGUACCACCGUGCUCUCAAGGUGCUGGUGGAGGUCUUCGUGAGAGAGGACAUAUGCCAUGACCUAAGCGACGAGCGCGGGGGGCACGAUAGGCAGAUUACAGAGGUUCUCGUGCUUCCUCUGUUUUGGCUUUGAGAGGGGUUCUUCAUCGGCGUAUGUGCGGGACUAAAGUUUGGUCAUGGUUACGGCGAUCAUAAGGGGGAAGGCCGGUU